Hydractinia symbiolongicarpus is the source of this 1389-nucleotide messenger RNA. RefSeq lists its product as uncharacterized. The coding region runs from base 1 to 1389 and encodes 462 amino acids. The transcript has 5 exons. The record is from RefSeq and is a predicted model, not a curated record. NCBI's taxonomy places the organism in Eukaryota, Metazoa, Cnidaria, Hydrozoa, Anthoathecata, Hydractiniidae.
AUGACGCUAUUAAGUAAUCUAUGUUACAAAUAUCAAAUUGUGAUCACUAUUGCGGUUGCCGCUGGGAUUGAUUCAGUACCGAGUGAUUCAGAACUAUUUGGUGAUUUACCUGAUAUAGAAAAUUCUUCCAUUGAGUCUGUUGGAGAAAUGAUCAACCAAGAGCCUGAAAUAAUUGAAAAUACAUCGGAUCAUUCAGACAGUCAGAGAAAAAAUGGCAAAUCAAAAAGGCCCAAACGGUUAUGUCCAUUCUGUUUGAAAUUAAGAUACAAAUUGAGUAGGCAUUUAAGAAAAAAACAUCACGACAACAAAAAUGUCAACAAUGCGAUGAAGUUGCCAAAGAUCCAACGGGAUAAAAUAUUUGCAAAGAUUCGGAGAGAAGGCAUUGUAGUAUUUAACAAACAACAAGCAGCGAAUGAUAUUCCCAAAUAUCAAAGUGAACGGGAUAACAAAAAAGGCAAACCUUUGUCCCGCUGCAGCUACUGUGAUGUCGUGGUCAUUAAAGAAAAUUACUCAAGGCACAGAAAGAAAUGCGCUGAAACGACAAAUGACCAUGUUACGUCUGUGCCACUGUCGCUGCUUGAAGUAAAGGAGCAUGACGGCUACAAUCCAGUUUUCUUAGACAGAAUUGUGGCAAAAUUUAGAAAUGAUAGUAUUGGCAAGAUAUGUCGAACUGACAAGACAAUCUUGCUCAUAGGAUCUUGUUUUUUUUGGCAAUUAAAAGGAAAGAGGGACAAAGUGUUCGAAGUGUCAAGAUCAGUAAGACAGGACAUGAGGCGAAUAGCCCAUUGUUAUAAUCACUUCAAGGUAAAAAAAGAUGUCUUACAUACACAUAAUAAUAGUCAUGACAUGUUCAAUCGGCGGAAUUUUGACUUUUUGGCAAGCUCCAUCGAGGAGUAUACAAAAAGCAGCACGGAUAAAAUGAAAGCUGGCUUGAAGGAAAAUCUUUUUUACCUAAUUAAACGAGCGGCACAAGUUUUACAGUUCUACUUGUUCAAUCAAGGUAAGGAUGAGGAAGCAGAAGAAGUCGGUAGGUUUUUGGUUUCUUGGAAGGGGUGGAAGCAAUAUUUAUUUGCAGAUGCUAGUUACAAGCUUAACACCAACAGACAAAUCAAUCUGAGAAAGCCACAAACACUCCCACUUGAGGAAGAUUUAACUAAACUACGAGAACAUGUUAUAAAGAAAAUGGAAGAGCUGUGUUCUGCGUUUCAUUACGAUGAUUUACAGACUUACACCGAACUGAGAAAUGUAGCCAUGACAAGACUAACUUUGUUGAAUGGGAGAAGAGGUAUGUGUGUUGUCUUACAGGUUCUGUACUGUAAUUACCAUUUGCAGCUUUUAUUGGCUAAAAUUGCUAAAAUUAACAAACUUGAUUCUUUGAGCGUGUUGUGA